Messenger RNA from Nannizzia gypsea CBS 118893, 384 nucleotides. RefSeq lists its product as hypothetical. The transcript has a single exon. The coding region runs from base 1 to 384 and encodes 127 amino acids. The record is from RefSeq and is a predicted model, not a curated record. NCBI's taxonomy places the organism in Eukaryota, Fungi, Ascomycota, Eurotiomycetes, Onygenales, Arthrodermataceae.
AUGGUUGGAUUGCGUCUCGAGCCGUUCAAGUUGCAUUGGCGGACUAUUCGAUUGGUUCGACUCUUCCAUAUUGCGAAGCCAGUUGGGCUGAGCACAGAAAACCUCUCAGCGAAAGACCGACCCACGGCAGAAGUUAUAUCAACCUGCAUUAUCUCCUUCGGGAGAAGGGCGAACCACGCCAACCAUUCAAGCAAACGCCAACAUGGCAUGAAGAGGCGUAUCCUCUGCCCCCAACUGACUUGCGGCGCCAUGCCCUGUCCGCGUGGCAUCAACAAGGAACACCCUGGGUUUGUCCACGAGAACCAACAUUAUGUGCCUUAUUAUAGACGGGGAAAACCAAGUCACAGCCUCCAAGUUGGAAAAAAGGAAGCAGAGGUAAAGUAA